AAACAUUGGUACAAGGAGGCACCAAAUAGAUAUGUGCCACGUAAAUCAUUCGAUUUGUGCGAGGGCUGGGAUACUGCCCGGGUGCCAAAACCGAAGCCGGUAGUUUAGAUACUGUAACACUUAUAUCUAAUUAGGGAUAUAUAUAUAUCAGCUUCAGCUGGCGAUAGUCACUCGUUUCCUAAGAAAAUAUAUUAUUUCUGACAGAUCGUUUACUAGUAUAAUAAAUUUCUGAGUAAAUUCGACAAUUUACGUUCCGAAUAACGGAUUUAGGAGGAUCAAGGUUUGUUCCAAAGAAAAAGAUCCAAGGCUUCUAAUUUAUUGUUGUCUGACAUUUGACUAUCCUACCAAUCAUAGACAAGUAAUACAUUCAAACCAUUCUAGAUAGAAAAUAAUACAUUUUUGUUACAACCUUCUUAGUAAAUAACUGACUAUUAUUAAGUGAAAUAGUGUUAUAAAUCCAAAUCAUUUGUGAAAAUCUUAAGUAUGACUUCGACUCCAGUAUACAUUUUUUGUGUUAUUUGUUUGUUUCAUAUUUUUUAUUUUUAUAACUCAGCAUAUAGGCAACUGGAGAUGUCAGACGAUGUUAAACUUUCUACCGAGCUUAACAAAAUCGUUUUGUCGGAAAAAUGUCAUAGUGAAAAGAAAUUUCAACCAAUUGAACCUCUAUUCACAGAUACGCAAAAUGGAAUCACUUUUCGGCAGUAUAUUGGCGAAUCAGAUCUAAACAGUAUUAUCCAUCUCAUUGCUAACGAUCUCUCCGAACCUUAUUCCAUAUAUACUUAUCGAUAUUUUAUAUACAACUGGCCCAAACUGUGUUUAUUGGCUAUUAGUGAAGACGGAACUUGUGUGGGCACUAUUGUUUGUAAAAUGGAAGGUAGUAUAGAAACUGUUCGAGAAGGAUAUAUAGCUAUGCUUGCUGUUGAAGAAAAUCACCGUAGAAUUGGCAUUGGAUCACGAUUGGCUCAACUUGCAAUCGAACUUAUGAUUCAAGAUAGGUGUGAUGAAAUCUCUUUAGAAGCAGAAGUUGACAACAAAGCAGCCCUUUCACUUUAUGAGCAGCUGGGAUUCUACAGAGAUAAAAGGCUUCUUCGUUAUUAUUUAAAUGGAAGAGAUGCUUUUCGGCUAAAAUUGUGGCUUACGCCACGUAUGACCAAUGGUCUUUUAUAG
This is a messenger RNA of Schistosoma curassoni, 1167 nucleotides long. The record is from the annotation of a GenBank genome assembly. NCBI's taxonomy places the organism in Eukaryota, Metazoa, Platyhelminthes, Trematoda, Strigeidida, Schistosomatidae.